Messenger RNA from Dimorphilus gyrociliatus, 1345 nucleotides. The record is from the annotation of a GenBank genome assembly. Lineage: Eukaryota; Metazoa; Annelida; Polychaeta; Dinophilidae.
UAUGACGGGCUCCAAUGAAGAACUAACUGUAGAAGAACCUUCUAUCGGAGAUGAAGCUGCCAUAAUACCUUUUGUAGAGAAGGAAACCGGUUUGGUGACACCCUCCCUCAAAAAAGGAAUUACUUAUUUAAAACAAGCAAUUGAAGAAGAUUAUGCAGAAAACUUUGAGGAAGCUUUCAAAUUAUAUAAAAAUGGACUUCAAUGUUUUUUAAAUGCUUUAAAAUACGAACUAACAAAUCAAGCAGUCAAAAGUCAGGUUAGAGCAAAAGUUUUACAAUAUCUCAACAGAGCUGAGAAACUGAAAGCCGAUUUGAUUAAAAAUGAAAAGGAUAAUCAAAGCAACGACAAUAAGAAAGAAUCGGAUAAGAGAGAAAUCAAUCCACAACUUCAAAAAGAAAUUGUUUUUGAAAGUUGUAAUGUACCAUGGGAUAAAGUUAUUGGUUUAGAAGCAGCCAAACAAGCUCUGAAAGAAAGUGUUCUUCUGCCUAUAAAGUUCCCAAAUUUAUUUACUGGUACAAAACUACCUGGGAAAUGCACUUUAUUAUUUGGACCACCUGGAACUGGAAAGUCAUACUUAGCGAAAGCUGUUGCAACUGAAGCAAAUAGUUCUAAUUUCUUUUCAAUAUCGUCUGCUGAUCUGAUAUGUAAAUGGCACGGAGAGGGUUUAAAAGUGAUCAAAGACACCUUUAGAAUGGCUAGUGCAAGGAAACCUAGUAUAAUAUUGUUAGAAGCUAUUGAUUUCCUAUUUUCCAAUGAAGACAAUAAUGAGCAUGCAAGAAAGUUAAAAACUGAAAUUCUAUGUCAAAUAAGUAUACAUUGGCAUGAAAGUGAUGGAGUAUGGGUUAUAGGAUCGACAAACACUCCGUGGACUUUAGAUUAUCGUGUCCUCAAAUAUUUUACAAAGCGUAUACAUAUUCAAUUACCAGAGGAAGAUGCUCGUACUACUUUGUUUAAAUUAUACAUGGAGAAUUCUGUUAAUGAGUUACAUGAAGACGAUUUUAAAACUUUAGGAGAAAAGACUGAAGGAUUUUCUGCAGCUGAGAUACAUCAAAUUACACGUGAAGCUUGCUUACAACCAGUUUAUAAAGUACGAGAUGCAACACAUUUUAGAACAGUAAGUGGACCAUCACCUACUAACAAAGAGCAGAUUGUAGAUCUGUUGACUCCAUGCAGUCCUGAAGUUCCAGAAGCCAUAGAAAUGUCCUUUAUGCAAAUUUCAGAAAAUGAAUUAUUAGUACCUGCAGUAACUUUGAGUGAUAUGCUAAAAAUUCUAAACAAACUAAAACCAAUAGCAGACGUCGAUUAUCUGAAAAAAAUGGAGAAGUUUAAGGACGACUAUAGUUAA